AUGUCUGUAGUAGUCUUCGGUGCCGGAGUCAUCGGUCUCACCACGGCGGUUGAACUGCUCCGCCAACAUCCAACUGCUUCCAUCACUGUGGUUGCCAAACAUCUUCCGGGAGACCAGUCCUCCAGUGAUUACUGUUCUAGCUGGGCAGGCGCAAAUUGGAUUUCUUACGAGGACAAAUUGGGGGCCCAGACCGGCUACGAACAUGUUGCUUUUCAGCGAUUUUCAACUAUUGCUGCAAAUUUUGCUAGGCAAAGUGGUGUGAAAAGGUUCCCACUUCGUUUGGUAUAUGAUGAAGACGAUGUAAAAAAAUAUGGAACAGAAAAAAUCCGGCAAAAGUGGUAUGAAGACCUGGUCAGUGGCGUGACCGAGGUUAAAAAGGAGGAGUUGCCAGCUUGGGCGAGUUUAGGCUUGGAUGUCGCAACGAUUAUGAUCAACCCUAGCAUCUAUCUCGCUUGGUUGCAAUCACAUCUUCUAGAAGCGGGAGUAAUGUUUCUUCGAAGAUCGUACGACCAUAUUGAUCAAGUUUUUGACGACUUUUCCACGGCCGUUGCCAUAUUUAAUUGCACCGGCUUGGGUGCCAGAACACUAGGUGGCAUCGAGGAUAAAAAAGUCUAUCCUAUCAAGGGCCAAACUUUGCUCCUUGCAGAGCCCAGUAUCCCAUUAUCACGAAUGUAUAUGCACAAAAUAAAUGAAGACGAGUUCACACACAUUUUCCCUCGCCCACUCGGUGGUGGCAUCAUCGUCGGAGGUGUUCGGUUGCAUCAUGACUAUAAUGACAAACCAGAUAUGGACCUAGCUGAAAGGAUUAAGCGACGGGCCUGUGAACUCUGUCCUGAAUUAGGGAAGCCAGAGGAUCUCAAAGUUAUCAGACACAAUGUUGGAUUCAGACCGAGCCGAGAAGGCGGCGCCCAUAUUGAAAAGGAGCGGCGACACGGCAAGUGGCUUAUCCAUAACUAUGGGGCCGGAGGGACAGGGUAUCAAGCUUCAUGGGGAAUGGCACAGCAUGCGGUAGAUUUAUUCACAAAAGAUGUCGCGACAAGAGCGAAUCUGUGA
Molecule: messenger RNA, 1053 nt
Organism: Talaromyces rugulosus
Lineage: Eukaryota; Fungi; Ascomycota; Eurotiomycetes; Eurotiales; Trichocomaceae
Exons: 5
Coding region: 1-1053 (350 amino acids)
Molecular function (GO): FAD binding; D-amino-acid oxidase activity
Source: RefSeq, a predicted model, not a curated record